AUGCUUCGCCCCCGAGCUCUCGCGUCGGCAUUGAACAAAAUGAACACCGGUGGCAUUCAGUCGGUAAUGCUUUUCAAUCCGGAGGGUGUUUUGCUUGCCUUCACCAGUUUUGCCGGUGAAAGUGAACGAAUGAAGGCGGCCAUUGCAGCCAACAUUUGGAAUAUUUGUCAACGGUAUUUAGAGGCUGGAACUGUUCUUACAAUUGGUGUGCUUCUGUGUAGAGUGAUGAUGAUGAUGGUUAAACGGCUUGAAUCGUAUUUGUUUGAACAGGUCAUUCAAAACCAGUCAUUUGAAGAAUCAACACUGUGGUUCGAUGAUUUGUAG
Molecule: messenger RNA, 324 nt
Organism: Echinostoma caproni
Lineage: Eukaryota; Metazoa; Platyhelminthes; Trematoda; Plagiorchiida; Echinostomatidae
Source: the annotation of a GenBank genome assembly